AUGACCAGUCAUGGCGUUCCUCGAUCAGCUACCCGUGAAGAGCGGACCAUAGAAGCACGCCAGCGGGAGCUCAAGGAAAUCUCAGAGUACCAGAGGCUCGUAGAAGAAGUCAAUACUAAGGUUCAUGCGAAAGAGUCUACGCCUCAACUCCUCCAACAAACAGCCGAGCUCUUGAGGCGGAAUCCGGAGUACUACACAGUAUGGAAUCAUCGCCGCCGCAUCUAUGUCCACGAAUUCCGAGAUCUUGAGAAACAGGUAUCCGCGAGCGAACUGGACGAGGACCGACGAGUCAGUCAGGUCCUGGACAUCAUACAACUGGACUUACAGUUCUUAUUCCCUUUGCUACUGAAGUUCCCGAAGUGCUACUGGAUAUGGAAUCACCGACUCUGGCUCCUCCAACAGGCUACCGCGCUCCUCCCUGUUGCACAGGCCCGGCCAUUAUGGGAGGAAGAGCUCGGGCUGGUUGGGAAAAUGCUCAGUCGUGAUAGCCGAAACUUCCAUGGCUGGGGUUAUCGGCGGAUCGUGGUGCAAAGCCUGGAAAGCCUGCGUUUGCAGGGGCAGAGCAUGUCGAGACAAGAGCUCGAAUAUACCAAAAAGAUGAUCGGCAUCAACCUGUCCAAUUUUUCGGCCUGGCAUAACCGCACCAAGCUCAUCCUCAAAAUCCUGGACGAGGAGAACGCUACUGACGAUGAGCGCCAAAAGAUGCUGGACGAAGAACUCGAAUUGAUUCAUCAAGCAUUGUUCGACCCGUACGAUCAAUCCUUGUGGUUCUACCACCAAAACCUGAUGUGCACCUUUGACCUUGACCUCGCAGCCAAGAGCAUGGCACCUCACCUCUCCACCGAACAACGGCUCAGCUAUAUUGCUUCGGAGAGAAGGUACAUCGAAGAGGUUCUUGAGGAUGCACAGGACUGCAAGUGGCCAUAUCAGGCACUGAUAGAAUGCACGCUUCUGGAGGCAAAAAUGCAGCAAGGGUUACAGGAAGAUGGGAGGACGAAGAUAUUGCAAUGGUUGACAGAGCUCAAGACCCUGGACCCUCUGAGAAAGGGCAGAUGGUUAGACAUGGAGCGAUCCCUGGUCAAGGCCGCCGCAUGA
Molecule: messenger RNA, 1095 nt
Organism: Capronia epimyces CBS 606.96
Lineage: Eukaryota; Fungi; Ascomycota; Eurotiomycetes; Chaetothyriales; Herpotrichiellaceae
Product: geranylgeranyl transferase type-2 subunit beta
Exons: 4
Coding region: 1-1095 (364 amino acids)
Biological process (GO): protein geranylgeranylation
Cellular component (GO): Rab-protein geranylgeranyltransferase complex; cytoplasm
Molecular function (GO): Rab geranylgeranyltransferase activity
Source: RefSeq, a predicted model, not a curated record